This is a messenger RNA of Spinacia oleracea (spinach), 1123 nucleotides long. Its product is annotated as protein PATRONUS 2. The transcript is spliced from 4 exons. Gene Ontology annotation, biological process: regulation of mitotic cell cycle. Bases 203 to 862 code for a protein of 219 amino acids. The record is from RefSeq and is a predicted model, not a curated record. NCBI's taxonomy places the organism in Eukaryota, Viridiplantae, Streptophyta, Magnoliopsida, Caryophyllales, Amaranthaceae.
UUUAUACGUCCCACAAAAAGAAUCAUCGAGAAAUACUUUUGCAAUCUCUUUCACACAAACUCAUACUGUGACAUUUUUGUAUCCGUUGAGAAGAUCAUCAAGAAAAGCGCCGGAAAAUUCAAUCAAAUUUCCGAUCAACUCAAGCAAUUUUCCUAAGUUCUAAAACAUCAGUGAACUAAUUCUCUCCAUUUACUUAGCAUCAAUGACUUCAUUUGACCCUAUAAUUCGAAUGGAUGAGAACGCGUUUAGAGCUCACGAGAAGAUUCAUCACCCUAGAGUACCCAGAAAACCCCUUACUGAUAUGACCAACUCUAGGAAACCACUUGCAACAGAAAAAUCAUCAGUGAAAAACUUCAGUGGUUUCAAAGCUCCAGAAAAGGUGGUUCCUAAGGUUGGCAGGAAACCUCUUGGUGAUUUGACAAACUCGAAGAAGCUUCGCGCUCAAGAAAAAUCAUCCAAAAAUAAAAACUGCAUUGAGAAUCUUCCUGUUGCUGCUGCUGCUGUUAAGAAAGAGCAAGUUCAUAGUUUUGCUUGUGGGGAAGGUUUUCUGCACAAUCAUAAUGACUGUAUUAAGGCAAAUCGACAAUCUUUGAGUAUGAGCAUGGAUUAUUUCCUGGAAACUGUUGCUCUUAAAAGAGAUUCUUCAUCAGUUGCUACUCCUCGGCUACCUGAAUUGUCUAAGGCCUCGAACCACCAGGAGAUUGAAAUUCUUCCUAUGGAGAUCGAUGAGAUGGACUUCGGAACUUGGGAUAUCUGCGGUCCUCCUAGUCCUCCAGCACCAAAGUCUCCUAGGUCUCCUAUGUACUCGAGGAACUUUGAGUUUUCACCAUUGAAGCUGAAGGAUUCACCAGUCAGGAUUUAGGUUAUUUUCACAUGAAAACCAAGUGAUUAACAUUCAUAGUGUUUCUAGUUUGGUUCCAGUAUUGUAGAAUAAGAUAGACUGCGGAUUUCUUAUGUUGGUAGAGGAAGAUGAAUACUUUCUUGUGUUAUCUCCUCACUUUUGUUAUUGAAAUUGGUAGUACUAGUAUUAUUAGUUGGUUCAACAGUUGUUUGUUCUACCAUUCUGUUGUAAGCAUCAUUGUUUUUAAAGAAUCUGUUAUCGACUUAUCGGCACAUAUAAGAA